This is a messenger RNA of Colletotrichum lupini, 6915 nucleotides long. RefSeq names its product ABC-2 type transporter. The record is from RefSeq and is a predicted model, not a curated record. Gene Ontology annotation, biological process: transmembrane transport. NCBI's taxonomy places the organism in Eukaryota, Fungi, Ascomycota, Sordariomycetes, Glomerellales, Glomerellaceae. Gene Ontology annotation, cellular component: membrane. The transcript has 14 exons. Gene Ontology annotation, molecular function: ATP hydrolysis activity; ABC-type transporter activity; ATP binding. Bases 1 to 6915 code for a protein of 2304 amino acids.
AUGGGCCAACUCGGUGGUCCGUCCACUUCGGCCGAGAUCGGGCAGGUUGGUCAAAAAUUUGCGCAAUUGCAUAAUGAAAAUGCGUCUUCUGCGCCCUGUACUCCCUCUGAAAUGACAAAACUCACGAUGUCGACCACGACCACAGUGGAGCUGGUCAACGCACCAGCAACACCACUGCCACAACUCUCAGCUUCCACAUCAACAUUAUCGCAGUCGCUGGACCCGACUACUGUUUUCCCCGAGAAUGGUCAAAAUGGCGACCUUUCAAAGGGUAAAACCAUGGUUGUCAUCUCCUCAGUGACCUGUAUUACAGGCAUUAGCUCCCUUCUGGCCGGCAUAGUUACUGUCUGCAUUCCGGCCAUGGCUCGAGAUGUUCAUCUUGAUGGCAACCUUCUCUUAUGGCCUGCCUCUGUUUACGCCCUGACCUGCGGAUGCACACUCCUGCUGUCUGGCGCCAUGGCCGAUCUCUACGGUGCUCGAACACUAUAUCUUUUGGGAUGUUUCUUGCAAUCGGUCUUCACCCUUGCCUGUGGGCUGGCGAACACGGGGAUCCAGCUCAUCAUGUUCCGUGCCUUUGCCGGAAUUGCCAUCUCCAUGUGCCUCCCAUCCGCCGUUAGUAUCAUAACGCACGCGUUCCCCACGGGCAAGAGAAGAAACAUUGCCUUUGCAUCAAUGGGCGGAGGCCAACCAAUUGGGUUCUCUGUUGGCCUCAGUGUUGGUGGUGUGUUCACAGAUACGAUUGGCUGGAGAUGGGGAUUCCACAUCGCCGCAAUCAUCAACACAAUCAUCUUCAUUAUUGCGCUGAAGUGGUUGCCUGGCAUCGGCAAGAGAGAUCCGGUCACUUGGCACAGGUUCAGGACCGAGGUUGACUGGGUUGGAGCAUUCCUAGCCAGUGCCUUCCUCUCAAUGGUCUCUUAUGUGCUUGCCACUCAGGAUAUCAAGAAACCAGAGAAUAUCGCGCUGCUCGCUAUCUCUGCCGUGCUAAUCGGCGGGUUCGUUGCCCGGGUAGAAAGACAAGAGCGCUUGGGUAAGCCAGCCAUAAUUCCAAACUCACUCUGGAAGAACCGCAGCUUCACUUGCAUCUGCAUCAGUGUCUUCAUGGUAUGGGGUGCCUUCAACGCGACCGAGCAGCUCAGCUCGUUUUACUUCCAAUACGUACAGCGGCUCACCGCAAUCGACACAUCGGUGCGCUUCUUGCCGGCUCCCGUGGGCGGAGUCCUGGCCAACAUCGUCGCCGGUCUCGUGGUCCACCGCGUCCGGGCAGACCUGGCGAUUUUCAUCGCCGUCGCCCUGGCGUGCUUGUCGCCGCUAUUGAUGGCGAUCGCUGACCCCGCGUGGUCUUAUUGGAUCUGCGUCUUCUGGGCAAUGUUUAUGAACGCUAUUGGUGCUGACACGUUAUUCACAAUCUCUAAUCUGCUGAUCACAUCGCUGUUUCCGGCCAAGAAGCAGGCCGUGGCCGGAGGAGUAUACAACGCCAUAGCCCAAAUCGGUAAAAGCGUAGGGCUGGCUUCAUCGGGCGCCAUUGCGAGUGCCGUGACUGCCCGGUCGAACCUCGCCGACAAGGAGAGCCCGAUGGCGUUGUUGGAGGGUUACCGGGCGUCGUUUUGGUACUGCUUUGCGCUUUACGGCGCAACCUUGUUUGUGACGGUUUGGGGACUCAGAAAGAUCGGCAAACUGCAAAGUGACGUCUACUUGGGGGCGACGGACUCGCACGACAGAAACGAUAAGCAUCUUCUCGAAGUAAGGGGGAAAUUUCUUGUCUUUAUCAAUCAACAAUCCACAACUUGCAAACUCCGACACAAAAUAUCCACUCGCCCUGCCCGGCGUAAAUCUCCCGUACGUCUGCCGGUGGCCCCAUCCCGAUGUGACGCCAGAUUUACGAGCAACGCAGAGAUGUACGAGACAAAACGGGGCCAAACUGGGAGCCACCAUGAUGCAAUCGGAAAACAGCAGAGCGUCUCGACCACAGUUAGCCCAUGGCCGCAGCAUGGCUCUUGCACCCAAGCUAGAAGAGUUAUCGAGCCCCUCGGGUCACUCCAAGUCCCCGAGUCGGGGACGGACUGUGAUGGCAGACAACAGCCCGCCCGCUCCGCCAUCCAUGCUGGUGGGAACUCGGAAAGCCCAACAUGCACUCCGGGUGACCUCAUAGCCACCGGCCGGCCGGUCGGCGGGAGCACUGCGAACUCCGCACCAACUGGUCUCGGCCGUCUGCUAGAGUCGCGCAACAAACUCAGAGCCCAGCUGGCUUGGCGGGAUCACGGCUCUAGCUCGGUGGCCCCGGGAGUCAUCCGAAACCCAUACAUCCCAAUUUCGCUUUUAGUCUUCAUCGAAUAUUCCAUACAGUCUGUGAGCAUCUUACACAUUUCAACAUACUUUAGCAAACACUCUAGCACCAUCACCAAUUGGCUAACAGCAACCCGAGGCAGCUACGGCACAACUACCUCUUCAGUCACAAUGAACGGAGAACAACGAACAUCAUCCGAGCAGCCCACUGGCGGCUUUGCUCCCAUCAACACGGGAAAGAAUGGCGAUUCCUCCGAUGAAGAAUAUGGAGACAUUGCCAGCCCUACGAGAGAUACCCACCGCGAUACGAUGAUGAUCGAUGAGGAGGAUAGGAGGGAACUUCAGAGAAUCGCAACAAACCUUUCGCGGCAUCAAAGUUUGGCCAGCAAUGGCCGUCCUCUUUCGACACAUAUCUCUUACGGCCAAGACGAUCCCGCCUUGGACCCUGCAAGCAAGUCUUUUGAUCUUUCAAAAUGGCUCCAGGCUUUCAUGCGAGCCAUGCAGAAUGAGGGUAUCACCCUCAAGCAUGCUGGUGUCGCCUACAAGGAUCUCAACGUUUCUGGUACUGGCGCUGCUUUGCAGCUGCAACAGACCGUUGGUGACUUCCUUCAAGCACCUCUCAGAAUCGGCGAGCACAUUAGCUUCGGAAAGAAGGAGCCUAAGAGGAUUCUCAACAGCUUCGAUGGCCUGCUCAAGAGCGGCGAGCUUUUGAUCGUUCUUGGUCGCCCUGGUUCUGGAUGCAGUACACUCCUGAAGACGAUGACUGGUGAACUCCAGGGUCUGAGCAUUGGAGACGAGUCGGUCAUCCACUACAACGGCAUUCCACAAAAGAAGAUGAUGAAGGAGUUUAAGGGAGAAACCGUUUACAAUCAGGAGGUUGACAAACAUUUCCCCCAUCUUACCGUCGGUCAAACACUCGAAUUUGCCGGCGCAGUUCGCACACCAUCCAACAGACCCUUGGGUCUUAGUCGCGAGGAGGCUCACAAGAGAGGAGCCCAGGUUGUUAUGGCAGUCUGUGGUCUCAGCCACACCUACAACACCAAGGUCGGAAACGACUUCGUUCGUGGCGUCUCUGGCGGAGAGAGAAAGCGUGUCUCCAUCGCUGAGAUGAUGCUUGCUGGCUCUCCCAUGUGCGCAUGGGAUAACAGUACUCGUGGCUUGGAUUCCGCGACCGCUCUGAAGUUCGUUCAGUCGCUGCGCCUUGCCUCCGACUUCACCGGCAGUGCCAACGCUGUUGCCAUCUACCAAGCCAGUCAGGCCAUCUAUGACCUCUUCGAUAAGGCUGUCGUUCUUUACGAAGGUCGCCAGAUCUUCUUCGGCCCUGCCACUGCUGCUAAGUCCUACUUCGAGCGCAUGGGUUGGGAAUGCCCCCAGCGUCAGACCACGGGAGACUUCUUGACCUCGGUCACCAACCCCAUCGAGCGCAAGGCUCGUCCGGGCAUGGAGAACCAGGUUCCCAGAACCCCCGAGGACUUUGAGGCAUACUGGCGUGCAUCUCCCGAGUACCAAGCUCUCCGCCAGGAGAUCGAGCAGCACACCGACGAGAACCCGAUUGAUCCCCACGGUCAUGCUCUCACUGAGCUUCGCCAGCAGAAGAACGACAGACAGGCGAAGCAUGUUCGCCCCAAGUCUCCUUACCUCAUCAGUUUGGCGAUGCAAGUGCGACUUACCACGAAGCGCGCUUAUCAGCGUAUUUGGAACGAUAUCUCGGCUACAGCUACAGCGGCUGUUCUCAACAUCAUCUUGGCUCUCAUCAUCGGUUCGGUCUUCUACGGCACUCCUGACGCUACCUCAGGUUUCUACUCCAAGGGUUCGGUCUUGUUCCAGGCUAUUCUCAUGAACGCUCUCACUGCUAUUUCCGAAAUCAACAGUUUAUACGAUCAGCGGCCCAUUGUCGAAAAGCAUGCUUCCUACGCCUUCUAUCAUCCAUCAGCUGAAGCCAUCGCCGGUAUCGUCGCAGAUAUCCCGAUCAAGUUCGUCACGGCAACCUGUUUCAACCUCAUCUUGUACUUCCUCGCUGGUCUUCGUCGGGAACCCGGUCAAUUCUUCCUGUACUUCUUGAUCACCUAUAUCUCCACCUUCGUCAUGAGCGCCGUCUUCAGAACUAUGGCAGCCAUCACUAAGACUAUUUCUCAGGCUAUGAUGUUGGCUGGUGUGCUUGUCUUGGCUCUUGUCAUCUACACUGGUUUUGUCAUCAGAGUUCCCCAGAUGGUUGACUGGUUUGGUUGGAUUCGCUGGAUCAACCCCAUCUUCUACGCCUUCGAGAUUCUCAUCGCCAACGAGUUCCACGGUCGCGAGUUCGUCUGCUCCGAGAUUAUCCCCGCAUACACUCCUCUGAUUGGCGACUCUUGGAUCUGCUCGGCUGUCGGCGCUGUCGCUGGCCAGCGCACCGUUAGUGGCGAUGCUUUCAUCGAGACCAACUACCAGUACUACUACUCCCACGUCUGGCGCAACUUUGGCAUCUUGCUGGCUUUCCUCUUCUUCUUCAUGAUCAUCUACUUCGUCGCCACUGAGCUCAACUCCUCCACCACCAGCGCCGCCGAGGUUCUCGUCUUCCAGCGUGGCCGCGUCCCUGCUCAUCUUCAGGAUGGCGUCAACCGCAGCGUCACCAACGAGGAGAUGGCUGUUCCCAAGGACCAGGAGACUGAGGCCAACGUCAACUCAAUCCCGCCCCAGAAGGAUAUUUUCACUUGGAAAGACGUCGUCUACGAUAUUGAGAUUAAGGGUGAACCCCGUCGUCUGCUUGACCACGUCGAUGGCUGGGUGAAGCCCGGAACUCUCACUGCCCUCAUGGGUGUCUCCGGCGCCGGAAAGACGACUCUUCUCGAUGUCUUGGCUCAGCGAACUACCAUGGGUGUCAUCACUGGCGACAUGUUUGUCAACGGCAAGCCUCUUGACGCCAGCUUCCAACGUAAGACUGGCUACGUUCAGCAGCAAGAUCUCCACUUGGCUACCGCCACCGUCCGCGAGAGCUUGCGCUUCAGCGCCAUGCUUCGCCAGCCCAAGACUGUUUCCAAGGAGGAGAAGUUCGCUUUCGUCGAGGAGGUUAUUGACAUGCUCAACAUGCGCGACUUUGCCGACGCCGUCGUUGGUGUUCCCGGCGAGGGCUUGAACGUCGAACAGCGCAAGCUUCUUACCAUCGGUGUCGAAUUGGCAGCUAAGCCUAAGCUUCUUCUCUUCCUUGAUGAGCCUACCAGUGGUCUCGACUCCCAGAGCUCCUGGGCCAUCUGCGCUUUUCUCCGCAAGCUGGCCGAUGCCGGUCAAGCCGUUCUCUGCACCGUUCAUCAGCCCAGCGCCAUCCUCUUCCAGCAAUUUGACCGCCUGCUCUUCCUCGCCCGCGGCGGUAAGACUGUCUACUUUGGUGAUAUCGGCGACAACUCCCGCACCCUUCUCAACUACUUCGAGGGCCACGGCGCUCGCCGAUGCGGUGAUGAGGAGAAUCCCGCUGAGUACAUGCUCGAGAUUGUCAACAACGGUACCAACUCCAGGGGCGAAGACUGGCACAGCGUCUGGAAAUCUAGCAAUGAACGCCACGGCGUCGAGGCCGAGAUCGAGAGAAUCCACCUCGAGAAGCAGCACGAGGAGGUUGCUGGCAGCGAAGAUGCUAGUGCCCACUCUGAGUUUGCCAUGCCCUUCAGCACCCAGCUCAUGGAGGUCACCGGUCGUGUCUUCCAGCAGUACUGGCGCAUGCCCAACUACGUCUUCGCCAAGUUCUUCCUCGGUAUCGCUGCAGGUCUCUUCAUUGGUUUCUCCUUCUGGAAGGCCGAUGGUACCAUGGCCGGCAUGCAAAACGUUGUCUUUGGUGUCUUCAUGGUCAUCACCAUCUUCUCCACCAUCGUGCAGCAGAUCCAGCCUCACUUCGUCACACAGCGUGCCCUCUACGAGGUCCGCGAACGCCCCAGCAAGGCUUACUCUUGGAAGGCAUUCAUGUUCGCCAACAUCAUUGUCGAAAUCCCCUACCAAAUCGUCACCGGUAUCCUCAUCUGGGCUUGCUUCUACUACCCCAUCAUCGGCAUCCAGGGCUCCGUCCGCCAGGUCUUGGUCAUGCUCUACGCCAUCCAGCUCCUGAUCUAUGCGUCCUCCUUCGCCCACAUGACCAUCGCUGCCUUCCCCGAUGCCCAGACCGCCUCAGGUGUGGUUACUCUCUUGGUCCUCAUGAGUUUGACCUUCUGCGGUGUCUUACAGUCCCCGACUGCCCUCCCCGGCUUCUGGAUCUUCAUGUACCGCGUGUCCCCCUUCACCUACUGGGUUGCUGGCAUCGUGGGUACCCAACUGUCCGGCCGACCCGUCACUUGUUCCGCCACCGAGACUUCUGUCUUCAACCCGCCUGCCAACCUGACAUGCGGCGAGUACCUGGCGGAUUACCUAAAGCUCGCCCCCGGCCAGCUCCAGAACCCCGAGGCUACGGAGGCUUGCCGGUACUGCUCUCUCAGCAAUGCCGAUCAGUACCUGGCCGGCAGCAACAUCUUCUAUGAUGAGCGCUGGCGCAACUUCGGUAUCGUCUGGGCUUUCAUUUUCUUCAACAUCUUCAUUGCUGUUAUCUCUUACUAUCUCGUCCGCGUCAAGAAGUGGAACUCCGGCUCGUCCAAGCCCAAGAAGGAGUCCAAGGGAAAGGAGACGGCGGCCCAAUAA